UUAAGAUUUUGGCGAUCAUGCAUUUUAAAAAAUCUCGACUAGUUUAUUUAUUAUUGACAGUUAUUAUAAUCCUUCUUCACAGUGCAGAAGCCGAUUUAUUAGGCGAUCUGUUAGGGACCUUGAAUCCACAUGAUCCUCCACCUCCAUCUUAUCGACCUUCACCCCAAAUAGACUGGCCAUCUUCCCCUUCCACAUCGUCUUCAAAAUUGCAUCACCAAGAAUUCAGUACUUCUCUCAAUAUUCCAUCGCCCUCUUCAUCUUCUUCUGCUCUCACUACUGCCGUUCCCAAGGACUCUCCAGGAUCGUCCUCUGCUGCCACUACCACCAGCACCCCAAGUAAGCCACCUUCCAAUGAAAACAAAGUGGAAAGUGCCACCAGCGUAAGUCACUCGUCUGUCGCAUCUGGAUCCGCAGCGUCAACACCCACCAAAUCAACAAGCACUACCACCACGAUCACACCUAAACCUAACCCCGCAUUAACUCAAGGGGAUCGAUCGGCCCAAAAACCGCUCGGUGCCGGUGUUCUAAGCAACACUGGCAACCUUUCGCCAUCAGCGACGGAACUUGCCAAACCAAACGAGAAAAAGACGGAAGAAAAAUCGAGCUACACAGCCGCAAUUCUUGGAUCCGUGUGUGGUUCGAUUGCUUUGAUUAGUGCCACUCUAGGCUAUGCUUAUCACCGAAAAAUGAGACGUAAUCGUAUGAAUGCCGAUCAAGCGCGUUAUCGAUUCAGCGACCAUCGCCUAUCGUCGUCGGCUCUCGCGUACGAUAACGCUUCUGGUUUGACACCUUCCAUUGCUGAUAACUUUGGCCAUUCAGGAGGAUAUCCUUACGAUAGUAAUCAGAAAUAUAUGCGUCCCUUGUCCCGUCAUGACACAUUGCAUUAUCAGCAUCCUUAUACGACGGCCUCCACCGUGCCUCAAUAUAGCGUGGGCCACACCGCGGGAUGGCCAGCCACCGAUACUUCCACUGCCACCAUGUACACAUCGGAUCUGUAUCCAUCCAUGAGCCAACCUUACACAGCCCCUGUGAGUAACUACUAUGAAGCCAUGGACAAUCCUCCAACUUUAUAUCAUGAUGUCACAAGAAGUAUGACACGGUCAUCGAACACGGGAUCGGUGGCUGCGCGUCCCAUUUAUUCACCUCCCAACACAUACAACGAGAAAGAUCUAAAUUUUCCUGCACACAAGUAAAUUUAUACACAUACA
Messenger RNA from Radiomyces spectabilis, 1208 nucleotides. RefSeq lists its product as uncharacterized. Lineage: Eukaryota; Fungi; Mucoromycota; Mucoromycetes; Mucorales; Radiomycetaceae. The record is from RefSeq and is a predicted model, not a curated record. The transcript has 2 exons. Bases 18 to 1193 code for a protein of 391 amino acids.